This is a messenger RNA of Copidosoma floridanum, 3375 nucleotides long. Its product is annotated as high affinity nerve growth factor receptor. Gene Ontology annotation, biological process: cellular response to nerve growth factor stimulus; multicellular organism development; positive regulation of kinase activity. Gene Ontology annotation, cellular component: signaling receptor complex; axon; plasma membrane. The record is from RefSeq and is a predicted model, not a curated record. Lineage: Eukaryota; Metazoa; Arthropoda; Insecta; Hymenoptera; Encyrtidae. Gene Ontology annotation, molecular function: neurotrophin binding; neurotrophin receptor activity; ATP binding.
GAGCUAAGUAAGCCGCUGCUCGACUAGGACUUCCACGCGCUUCCGGAUUCAAAUCGACGCGCCACUUUCGCUCUUUUUCGAAUGUCUGCUGGUGCCCCUCGCGCGAGCUUGCAACCCCGAUAAGACUACUACGGCGUGCUGUAACUGUCAAAUUGCUACUCGGUGUUUAGUGCACAUCGCGUCCCCGGUUUUUCUCGGUUGCCGAUUUUUCGAGUGAUACGCAAUGCACGAGUUCAGUUGGUGACAUUAAAAAAGAAAAGAAAAAAAAAAGUGAGCUCGUCGUACAGUUCAGUGAAAUCGGUGGGGGGGUGCUUACAUCCGUCUCACGAUAAACUCGCGCGUGGAGAGGGAAGAAAAAGAAAUGCAGCCCCAAAAAAGCCAUCAGGGCGCGUUUGGAGACUGAGCGUGGGUUAUACAUAGCGGUGCAGUUUACCGCGAAGGAGAGAUCAAAGGCCGGCCGCUGCGCAGUAGCCGGGCUCUCCAUGUACCGAGUUUGAGCUCUCGAUGGGGAAGAAGCAGCGCAAGGAGCCGAAGGAGAUGCCAGACUGGUCGAGACCCCCGAGGAAGGGAAACACCGGCUCCACGGAGCUGCGAGCAGUUUCAGGAUUUCCCCUGUCGGGAGCGCUGACGGGACUGUUGCCACAGCACUUGCCCGUGGAUUCGUCGUCAACGCAACAGGAGCAUACAGCCUCGGCACCGGGAUGGGGUCAGCAUCAGGGCUCCGACGUGGCGCACAUAGUCGACUGCCUCAACCAGCCCCACAUAUGCGGCGAGGCCGCCUGCCAGGAGGAGGACAACUACACGUCCCGGUGCAUUUGCCCGCACGACAAGUCACCGCCCACUGCCGAUCUCAAGUGUCCCAAUCGCAUUAUCGUACCUCUCACCCCGAGACCCAUUUACGACAUCAUACCGCCGAGUAUGAAUGUAACCAACGCCACGACGGCCACUCCGGAAACUGAACAGAUCGAAACGCUGGAAACGAGAUCAGCCGAGGUCACCGUCCUUCUGAUAGGCAGCGCUUUCGUCCUGACGUUCAUCAUCGGUUUGAUAAUGUUCUACUUCAGACGGCGCAGUUUCAGCACAAAGUCGACCAACGGCGAUCUCGAAGCGUCGCCGAUGAGCUUGAAGGAGAGUCUCCUGUUGGCCAACAAGUACGCCCCGAAUCCACAGUACUUUACGUGCGCGUCGCCGGACGUGCCGAUACUGCAGAGAAACUCGCUCGUUUUUCUCAAAGACAUCGGCGAAGGAUGCUUCGGGAAGGUUUUCAAAGGUGAACUGGUCUACGAGGACAAGACCGAAGUGGUGGCGAUAAAGGUAUUGAAGUCGUCGGCCAACAAGGAAGCGGAGGAGGAUUUUAUGCGCGAGGUGGAGACUAUGUCGACCUUCCGUCACGAGAACAUCCUGUCCCUGCUGGGCGUAGUGGGGCGCGACGAGACCAACGGGCCAUGGAUGAUCUUCGAGUACAUGCCCCACGGCGACCUCGCCCAGGUACUCCGCGACAGCGCCCCCAACGUCCGCACCCCCGUACUCCAGCCCCUCACGAAGGACUCCCUGCUGUGGAUAACGACUCAGAUAGCCUCCGGAAUGGCGUACCUCGCGGCCCAGAGGUUCGUCCAUCGAGAUCUCGCCUGUCGCAAUUGCCUGGUCGGUGACGACCUCGUCGUCAAAAUCGCCGAUUUCGGCAUGAGCAGGGACGUCUACACCUGCGACUACUACAGGAUAGGGGGCUCGCGUAUGCUACCGAUACGCUGGAUGGCGCCCGAGAGUGUGGUCUACGGUAGGUUCACCCUCGAGAGCGACAUCUACAGUUUCGGGGUCUUGCUCUGGGAGGUCUACACCUUUGGCAAGCAGCCCUACUACGGGCACAGCAACGAGGAGUCGGUGCAGCUUAUCAUGGACGGUAUCCAGUUGGUGCCGCCCGACGAUUGUCCGGCUUUCGUCUGCCAGUUGAUGCGCGACUGCUGGAGGGAGCCGCGCGACCGGCCGGCCUUUGCCGAGAUAAUCGAGCGUCUGCGAGUGAGCGACAAAGUCGACGUCAACAGCGCCAUCAUCGGUACCCUGCCCCGGCCGCCCCAGGGCCCGGUGACCAUACGUACCCCGGGGCUGCUCGAUGCCGAUGGCUACUUGUUGCCCUCGCCAGUCGCGACGCGCGAGUACAUCGAAGCUAUUCCCCUUUGAUACUACAAUAACACCGCACGAGUGUGAUCUUUUGUGCAGGUUGUGUGGGAGAGUGCUGCUUGUGGAAGUGUUUUUUUUUUCUUUUCAUCAGAGGUACAUCAGUUGGAAUUGCAGGGGUGUGCUGUCUACGAUAAUUGUUUCGAAUUUCCAUGAGAAUCUCACGGUUUUUCUUUUUUCGAUGGCUAUUUAAUCUAUAUAACAUGUGCGGUAACGUAUCUCAUGAUGUAUAAUGACAAUUACAAUUUACGACCGAAAGAUCUGUACAGCGUUUAUAUGCAUAUGUACAAGAAUGAAAGUCGAUGGUGUUUCGAGCUUUAUAAAAACGAAUAGUAUCCAUUUUUUUUUAUCAUCACAAUUUUUGUAUACUCAGACAAUACUGGGGCGAAUAGUUCUGAAUGUACGAUACAUACUUAUAACUCUGAAUUUUUCAUAAAUUAUUUAUAAUAUAUGUACACACGCAUGUGUAUAUUGUAUAAUGGAAAAUCAAAUGGAAAGUUUGGAAAAAAUCAAAUACUUACAUGAGACUUGUAACGCAUAGUUACGUAAAGCAAUUUAUAUAUAAUUCAACUUUCAUAGCAAUGUAAAUAUUUUUCUACUUUUUUUGUUCGAUAUAAUUCACUAGGAUGAUAUAUGUAAGCUUAAAUCUACUGUAAAUAGUUGUCAUAGAGUAGUUUUUCUUGCGCUGAUUAAUUGAUAUGAAUGUGUGUUUUAAAAAAAAUGGUGUGCUUGCGAUGUGUAUUACGUUGUUCAGAUGCGAUCAAAGUAUUGAAAUAUAUAUUGUUCACACGAGGGCUAUAAAUUUAAUGUCUCAAAUGAAACGCGUUUAUUUUUUUACUAUCAAACCUCUUACAUUAGCAAUAAAAUUCGGAUACACGAAAACUUACUUCAAUAUAAAUAAUUUAUAUGUUCCAUUUAAUUGAAAAGAAUAAAAAAAUGAUUGUGCCGGAUUUCAAAUUCAAUCAACUGAUGAUUCUUGUAUUAUUUACACUCAAUAGGGACACUCGAUGUUCGAAAAAAAAAAAUGUCAAAAUUACGGAGCAGGUUGGAAAAAAGGGAGUAACGACGCUUGAACUAUAUAUAUAUAUAUAUGUAGUAAAAUAGGCAAGGCGUUGUUAUAAUUUAAAUUUUCAAAACGCACAAAAGAGCCAUAUAUUUAUGAGAUGGGCCGUUUUCGCAACAAUUUUUUACUUAAACCCA